AUGAAGCUCACCACCGUCUCAAUCCUCGCGGCUGCCAGCUCAGCGCUCGCCGUUCCCACCAACAUCAAGCGCGACAGCUACAUCCAAAUCAGCGACUUCUGGGCCAGAGCUGGUCCCACAUCCCCUGGUGCAUCCAUGCACUUUGUCGUUACUGAUCCAAACUACCCAGAGGACACGCCCACCGAUUGCAACCUAAUCUGGACCUAUGGCCACCUUCCUAAGACAAAUGCACGCUGCAACAAUGGCGAAUACUACAUCAAAUUCCCCAAUGGGGCUCCUGAGUUCAACUGGUUCACGCUGGAGCUUCAGAGGGUCAGUGGAUCAAUCGCUGAGGAUGGCCAUGUCUUGCUGAGUUCGAACGCGAAUGGCGCCGCACCUGGAACCAAGUGGAUUUGUGUCAAUGACCCGGAGCCAGGGGUUGAGAUCAGCUGUUCUUAUGAUGGGGUUCUUCAGAUGGAAGUUGCUUAA
Aspergillus fischeri NRRL 181 is the source of this 468-nucleotide messenger RNA. RefSeq lists its product as uncharacterized. Bases 1 to 468 code for a protein of 155 amino acids. The transcript is spliced from 2 exons. The record is from RefSeq and is a predicted model, not a curated record. NCBI's taxonomy places the organism in Eukaryota, Fungi, Ascomycota, Eurotiomycetes, Eurotiales, Aspergillaceae.